Molecule: messenger RNA, 9153 nt
Organism: Diaporthe amygdali
Lineage: Eukaryota; Fungi; Ascomycota; Sordariomycetes; Diaporthales; Diaporthaceae
Exons: 2
Coding region: 1-9153 (3050 amino acids)
Source: RefSeq, a predicted model, not a curated record
AUGGCACUCUUGAACCCGACCUUCAUAUUCGGCGUCUUUGUCGUCCUCUAUCUAUCCUCCUUCGUCCUCUUCGCUAUCGUACGAAUCCUCACCGGCCUCUCCAUCCAGCGCAUCGGCUACUUCUCCCUGCGCCGCCUUGCUUACGUCCCCAAAGAUGGCAUCAAGAUCGAAGUCCGAGGGCUGGGGCUCAACGUCCAUAGGCCAACUUUCGCCCAGCCAACGUGGCUCAGCAUUGUCGUCAGUGAGCUCGUCGUCACAGUCGACCUUGUAGAGCUAGAUCGCAGCAAGGCCAACGAAGCGCUUGCCCAGGACCCAGAUGAUCCUGCGUCUCAUAAGAAAGAGGAGGCUUCGUUGAAAGUCCCUAGGACGCCGCUUGUCCGACGUGCCACCACCAGUGUCAAGCGCAGCGAGACAUGGAAGCAGCUCACACGCAUCAAAGAGCGGAUCAAGAGGCUACACAGGAAUGUGAACUGGCUGCGCAUGGUCGACGUGGUAGCAACAAACUCGACGGUGAAUAUCCUGGACGUUGGAAAUGUUCAAUUUGGGAGCGUUACGGUCGCUGUCGAUACCCGGCGGAAGAUGGUGGACCGGGCUCGAUUCUUCUGGGGACCAAGGUCUGGGAAAGGCCAUGGAAAGAACCAGGCCGAGUGGAUCAUGACGAUUCGAAGCGUCCUUUUCACGCCGAUUGGGAGCGAGUCGAUCGAAGUUCUGGAUCAUUCGACCUUGAAUGUGCAUGGGUUUCUGUAUGAGCAGCUGGACGGAUUGCGAGACGCAUCUAUUGCCCUGAAGCUCGGUCGCGUCCACGUUCCCUUGGAUGAGAUCCGCCAAUCAGCCAAGCGCUUCCAAAAGCGCAAGCUCGAGACCGCAGCAAGUUCGCAUGCAGACGAGCCUAUGGACGAGUAUGUCGACAAGGUUUUCCAGGAGCUAGAAGAGCCGGGGAGCACCGAUGAUGAGCUCAUGCGAGCAGUCUCCGAUUCGAAGGAGUUCGUCAGUUCGAUAUUAAGGGGCAUCAAGGAGGUGCAGUUUGCGGUCAGCUUCUUCGCGUUGACCAAGAAAGUUGAAGCUGUCAAGACCACUGGCCCACCAGUGACCCUGAAUGCCUCCAUGAAAGAAGUCGGCAUAGACCUUCACCGACUAGAUCCGAAGUCCCCGGCACAUAGGAUGUAUUUCCCCUCAACAGACAUUGCUCAUGAGGCUCUCCUCGCCGCCCUGUCGAUUUCAAUAGGUCUUGACGACGGGCUCGGAAGCCCACAGCGAUUGCUUUAUGUACCAAUGGCGACAACGACGGUCAGGACAACGCUGCCUUCCAAAACAGUUCAGCUCCCCAGCAAUGAUAACGCCGAGCAGAGGAACGCCAAUAUUUUGUUUGCAAACUCUGUCGUCACGUCCCCUUCGGUGGAUUUGGACCCGAAGCAUCUCCCACUGCUUCUUGCUAUGCUUCGAUCGAAGCCAAAGAAAGCAAGGACAGCUCCUCAACAACGGCACAUGUUGAUCUCACGGCUUCUUCCUAAAGCUAACAUAAAAUUCUCUAUGCAUGAGCCAGUCCUUCGCAUAGCUCUUCCCCCAGUCAAGAAAGACGCCGACCCUGAUGAUUUCGACUUGAUCAUAUCUUCCAUCUCCUCCAUAUCUCUCGAUGCCGAGUCGUUUCAUCCGACCGGGGAAGAGCUCCACUACUCUCUAGCCUCGAAUCUUAGGAUUCAAUCUCACAAUUUGUACUACCAGACUUCCGAAGGAGAACGUUUCGACCUUGUGGAAACUGAAUCAUUUGAUCUGAAAGUCAAUUUGAGCGCGUCUCCUGACGUCGCCGUGGUUGCCAAUGGCAACUUGCAAACGUUUGCUAUCAGACUUGUCCGGCCCGAGAUUACGGACGGUUUGCAACAAAUCGUCCGACAACUACGUCUCGAGGUCGAGCCUGGCAAGCAUAUUACCCCGAAAUCUUCCAAGCAUUCCAACUUCCUGCGGGGAGUGCCGACUUGGCUCCUUCACUUUCAGCUGCAGGCAUCAGACUUCAGCGCUGAGAUUGCUGGGGUUGAUGCGGAUGUCUCGGAGGACUCUCGAGGCGUUUCUCUUUCCCUGGACUCGUGGACAGCUGAAUAUCGAGCACAAAGACUUGAUGGACUGCCUCGCCGCCCGGCUAGGAAACGGGCCAACAGUCGCGUCAGCGUGUCGCUCGAUCCAGAGAUCCUCAAACAUCUCCCUGCUUCUCCAAGGAAAAAGCAUCAAAACCCCGGCGAUGGACGUCGAAUAGCUUUCCACGUCCGUGGUCUGGAAGCUUUCGUCGUCGAGUCGGCUGAUCGCUGGGAGGUUGACCCUUUCCUCAGCAUACCUCGCUUUGAAGUUGCUCUCUCAACUUUGAGCGAUCACCAGGGGCCUGUGUUCCACGUCCACUCACAUGUCAAAACACUUUUGGUGCAGUAUUCUCUCUAUCGGCACUACGCCAUCGGAGUUGCCGUUACUGUGCUACGUAAGGCUUUCCUGCGCUCAAGUAAAGACAACGUGGAUUUGGGAAUGACCCAGACGCCUCCGACACCCACCACGCCAACUACACCUCGGCGCAACCUUGGAGCGACGUACUUGUCGCCUCCCACUCAGGAUCACUCUGCCUCCGAGGAGGAAAACGCACCAGCGGCAGAAUUGAUCUCGGUUGACUUCAAGGCGGUUUUCGUGCAAAUCAAAGCAGACAUGCCGGCGGAUCCGCCACUAAUGCUGCACAUACACAGUUUAGAAGCUGGGCGCCAUCGCUGGUCUCCGCCAUUUUUCCACACGAGACUGAUUAGAUUGUACUCCGAGCCUCCCAGGAUGCGCAGAGUCUGGAGCAAACUUGUCAGCAUCAAGAAUGGCCGUCUCGACUACCGAGAAUCACGCCGCAAGCUUCCCACUGGCGGCUACCAAGACGAGAAGAUGUUCGACGUCGUUGCGGAUGCUGUUCGAGGUGCUGUUCCGAAUGAGCUGGUUUUCAGCAAGGUCUCUGAUAAUAUCAACAACGUGAUCAAAGCCGUCAAGCAACUCCACCAUCGCUUCAAGACAGGAACGGAUGAAUACGUAUUGGACAAAGGCCCUGAAGGACCGAAGAACGUGCCUAAGAUAUCGGUCAAAUGCAAGUCACUGCUUUUUGAGCUAGAAGAUGGGGCGUUCGAGUGGAAGCUUGGCAUGAUCUAUCGAGCUGGUCGUAUAGAGCAAAUGCAGAGACUAGCACGCGAGGACGCCUUCAAGGUCAAGGUUAAGAAGAUCCACGAGGAGGCAAGAAAAGAGACCGGCGUGCGAGCGCGGUCGGCUACGGGCAGAGGCCGCUCAAGCCACUCUGGUGCCUCUUGGGCCAGAAGCCAGAGUGCCGACGGUCGUCGGCCUAGAUCAAGCAGUGGCGGGCGUGAGAGAGGUCGAGCACCAAGAUACGAUCCAGAAAACGGUUGUGGUAUUAGCGGACAUACCCUGGUGUCUAUCGCCGAUGCUCGAGCCAAAUUGAACGAGCACAACUCCAAGAGCUGGAGAGCUCGGAUUGAUCGGUUCUACGCCAUGGCCCGCAACGGCAUGAAAGACAUAAGAAGUGCUUUCUGGGGCACGGGUAAUGUUCCCGAUGAUUUCGAAGAUAACGAGAACAUCCUAGAGAUGCCAGAACGGCCAGCUCUCAUGUCUGCCUUGGUUCACGACCUUCAUUUCAUGAUCGACAAGCCUUCAUUCCCGUUGAAGCAGCUCCCAGAAUUCCUUCACAGAGUCGGCAAGGGGAUGCCUCGCGAUAUGAAGUAUUCUUUGCUUGUCCCUAUGAACGUUCAAAUCAACAUGGGAGAAGCAAGAGUGUCACUGAGGGACUACCCAUUACCCCUUCUGCACGUGCCUAGUCUCAAAGCAGGACAGUCCACACGCCUGCCUGCUCUGUCAUUGAAAACGGACUUCGUGAUAGCUGAAGAAUUUCGCGGCAUCGAGUCCACGAGGAGCGUCCGAGUGAACGUCAUCCCCCCAGAGAGUCUACACUCAGCAGGAGGCAAAGAGCGCGGCUUUUACAUUGAUGUCAGGCGCACCAUUGGCCCGAUCAAGUCAUUCUCUGACAUGUACGUUGACAUCAACACCGCACUGCCAACAAGGAUUACUUGGGGCCCAUCAUACCAGCCCGCCAUCCAAGACAUGAUGAUGGUCAUCGAAUCAUUUACCAAACCGCAAGCGGAUCCAUCAGAGCGCGUCGGCUUCUGGGACAAGAUUCGGCUCAAUUUCCAUUCCCGGGUGCGCAUCGCUUGGAAAGGAGAUGGCGACGUCCACUUCUGCCUCAAAGGAACUAGGGAUCCUUAUCAGAUUACUGGCAAUGGUGCUGGCUUCCUAAUGUGCUGGCGAAAUGAUGUUAGAUGGAGCAUCCGAUCCGAUGACGAUCCCAAACGCUUCAUGACGGUAGACAGUGGGGAAUACGUCCUCGCCGUGCCUGACUUCGGACAUUAUGCGCGGGAAGCAGCCCGCCGGACCGCCGACAACGACAGUGUGGUCAGCGAAGAUAGCAUGAAGUCUGGCUCUGCCUUCAAGAAGGUGGUCAUGAAACUGUCUGGCAAAGUUCAGUGGAUGGCGGGGCUCGUUUUUGAGCAAGCAAUCGACAACGGGAAACGAAAUUUCGAAUUUCGCCCUCACUACGAUGUUGUGCUUAAAGCGCCUGAGUAUGCGAAGUCCGAAAAUGGUGUUCCAUAUGAUGCUUUCGAGGGUUUCAGGAGCCAGCACAUCCACCUAUCCAUCGCUGUCAGGGCGCCAGUUGAUCGUGACUGGACGUCUGCUGAUGUAGAGCCCUCGAGGAGUUACAACACGGUCCAUCUGACGCCGCGCUUCUUCACUCACUUCUUCGCAUGGUGGUCAUUGUUUGGCGGGCCUAUGUCUUUGCCCGUUCGACAAGGUGCACUAUGGCCGGGACGAGAGAAGAGCAGCAAAAAGUUCGGCAGGCAUCUCGCAACCAUCAAAUUCAACUUGCUGCUUGCUCCGUUGUUCUUAAGUCAUAUUUACAAGCACAAAGACGUGGAGGACUACGACGAGAAUGCUGUGUCCGCCACCGGCAUCAAAGUUCGAUUUGACAGCUGGAAACUCGACCUUCACAUGAGACGUGAAGAAUUCAACACUAGUGACAAAGGUCAUAAGGCAGGCAGCCGGACGACCGGAAUGAAGAUACAUGCUGGCCAACUGGACCUGGCCGCCGCAGAUGUUCGUGCUGUAUCUGCUAGCAUCAAAGGCACCUCAACAGAGGCGAUCAGGAAGAAUAACAUUGGCUCGCUUAUACUUCAGCAGCAGGACGAUGACGGCACAGAUCUUUCAAGAUUCACAAUUCCUGAUAAUGAUUUCAGCUGGGUGGACAUGGACGACUUCGUUGAGCUCGAUUGGAUCUUGCCAGCUGAGCCAAACCCGGACACCAAGAUCCUGCCUCUUGCCUAUUGUCCCAGGCUCACUUAUUUCCGACAGACUGACAUCGGUGGAGUCAUCGCUGGAGAUCCAACAAGGACCAGUCCCUUCGGACACGAGCCUACCCAUCUGUGUAUAAUGAGCCAGGACGAUGACCCUCGCCGCGUGCAAGCCCAGCUUGUUCAACAACGCCUUGAUCAGUUGGCAGACCAAAUGAAGAACCACGACCGCAAUCUCGGCGAGGCAGAGCUGAAGGUUGUCAGGGAUGGAGACCAAGACCCUGAUGCGCGGACACAUCUUGAAGCUCUCCUCGGGCACAGUAACCUCCUACAUGAUAAGAAGGGCUUCCUCGAAAAUCUGUUGAGCCAGAUGACAACCAAGUCGCCUCAAGAUUCACGUGGUGGUCUCUAUAAUGUAGCCAAUGGUCAGAGCGGCAAGUCGGACACGUCAGUUGGCACAGGUGACCAAUCUAUGUCACUACCCACAGGGGCCGAGUUUGCCAGCGACUUUUUGAAUCGCUUCGUCAUGCACAAUCUGCAACUGAAAUGGAACAAUCUCUUGCGAAAUAUCAUACUUCGCUACAUUCACCAAGUCAGCCAGCGACGGGGUUUCGUGUACUAUCUCUCGCGACCUGCUGUCAAGUUCAUACUGGACAUUGUGGAGGAGCAAACCAAAAUCAAGAGUUCAAAUGGACAUAAGGAUCCAGGGAAACCCGAUCCCACCUCAACACCGAAAACGAAUGGAUCAGCACAUGGGGCACAAACCGGCAUCGAAGACAGGAUAAAGCAAAUCCUCCAGGAUGGCCGAAGAUUCGUCAACUCUGACGAUUCUAAUAAUCGGGACACCGGCGGGGAUGCUAGCGGUGACGCCGUUCCUAAUGUCUCCAUGGAGGAUCUCACCAGCGGCAUUGCCGAUGGAUUCACGCCACAGAACAGCUAUCAUGUUCGACUCAUUGCCCCGCAAAUUCAGCUCCAGAGCGAGAAGAACAAAAAGCACGUUGUCAUGCUAACUAGCAAGGGCAUGGAGCUGAAAGUCGUAGAGGUCUUGGAUAAAGACAGAAUAUCCGAUUCAGUCAGCGGUCUUGUCCAGCGUCGAUUCUUGGUCAACAUGGACAGCACGCAAUUUUUCGUCUCCCACCAAAAGUGGUUCUCUAGUCAGCUACUUUCGAUGUACUCUGGUAGCGUUUACGGUGCACCGAGUGGCUCGGCCUGGCCCCCUUGGGUGCCUAUGGAGGUGAUGUCUGACUUCCAAACGGACCCCGUGGGCUUCAAGCGUGUUGUUCAGAAAACAUCAGCCAUGCUUCGCUACGACAAAUACAACACGCUCCGUCUCAAAUACAACGAUGAGGUCAACUCGGGCGAUGCGGCGGACGGCGAGUCAAACGAAGCCACUGAGAAUCGUAUGGACAAUCUUUGGGUAGAAUUCCCUCAGGCACGUGCCAUCUGCAACUCUUCGCAGUACUAUGCGAUAUAUGUCAUUGUGCUGGACCUGCUCAUGUACAACGAGCCUCUUGAAAAGACACGCAGCGAGCGUCUCGAGAAGAUCAUGCUGGCGUCCGACUUCAGCGACUUGAGAGGCACGCCCGAGAUGGUCAUCAAGUUGCAAGAGCGGAUCAGGCAGUUGGAGGACAUCAAGUCCCAUUUCCAAAUCCAUUCCAAGUAUCUGGACGACCAAGGCUGGCAAGAUAGGUUACUUCUAGAGAGAGACCUUGCCGCUUGCGAAGAUGAACUGUUCUUCAUGAUGAAGGCGAUCACCACUUCGCAACGCAAACACGACACGUCGCAGAGCAAUGCGCUACUUAAGUGGUCCAUCUCGGUGAAGGACAUCGUGUGGCACCUGAUUCGAGAUGCGAACGAGCCGUUGUGCGAGCUGCAGCUCAGAGAUGUAGAGUAUGACAGGACUGACAACUCUGAUGGGUCACACAUCAACUUGAUCCGUGUGGGCAAAGUACUCGGCCUGAAUCUACUUCCCGACGCUAUCUAUCCCGAGAUGGUCGCUCCAUAUCUCGAAGAUGCCAAAUCCGCCUCACUCCUGAAUAGCCAGCCCAUGAUCACCGUGUACUGGUACAUGCUUGAGGCGAUUGCUGGCAUCCCCGUUAUGGAGCACUUUGAGGUCAAUCUCUUCCCGUUGAAGGUUCAACUUGAACGCGAGGUCGGGAAGAAACUGUUCGAGUACAUCUUCCCGGAAAUGGAUGGGGACAAGUUCGGAGGUGACGGCCAAAAUGCCUCUCCUUUCAUGCUCAAGCAGACUUUGCCAGGCGACGAAGUUGGAGACGAUGACGACGACUCCAUUCAAGAAUACCCGCGACCUGCUACUGCUGUGUCUGACAUAGAGAGACUCGACCCUGGAACUUUCUCCACCCGGGCUGGCUCACUUGAGCUUCGACUGCGUCCAACGCUGACCUCGGAGGCCAAGAGGAGUCCGCCAAAGAGUAACAAGGCGCUCAGUGUCCACUCGGCUGAGUCCGCGCCAUUUAAGCUCUUCGGGUCAAAGAACAAGAAUCUGGCAAGAAAGCGGUCGUGGGAUUCCCUUCGAGCCACUCCCAAUCCUGCCCGGCCCAGCAUUGGUAGGACGAAUACGGGCUUCUCGUCCAAGGUUGAAACCAGUUCAGUGAACUCAGACUCCAAGAAGUCGCGCUUCAACCUCCGCAGAACCGAGAAUAAGGACGAGGCGCCUUCGGACGAUUUGACCAAAAUGAUUAGUCGAGCGUCGAAUUACAUGACCUUCGCCUAUAUCAAGCUGCCGUCCGUGGUCCUCUGCCUCAGCUAUAAGGGCAAAGGCGACCGCAACAUCGAGGACGUGCAUGACUUUGUUUUCCGUCUGCCCACAAUCGAGUACCACAACAAGAUGUGGUCAAAUCUUGACCUAGCUCUAGCCUUCAAGAGCCGCGUCAUGAAGGCCCUGAUUAGCCACACUGGUGCGAUCAUCGGCAACAAGUUCAGGCAUCGGCCCAACACGGCCCAACAAACAAAACUGCGUGAGCUCGCAAAUAGCUCGGUCUUGCUUGCAGCGCCAGCCAUGGGUGAUAGCCAAAAUAAUAGCGGUGACGACUCAUCGAGGUCCUCUGUUCCUGUGCGCAGCAACAGUCGCAGCUCGAGUGUGGCGUCCAGCAGCCGGUCGCUCAGGAGCGGGCAUCUGAACGUCAACACCAACAAUACCCCAUCAGGCAGUGCUAGCGCCACGAGUUCUCAGCAAGGACUCGGCCCAGUCGUACCGAGCUUCUUGAUGAUGACACCGCCUACGCCUAAGGAUAGAACCAAUUCAGAGUCGAGCAGCAACAAGCAUGCCGGCUUUGGCAAUAUGCUGCGGCCGUCCUCAAGCAGCAGUAUGCGGUCGUUCAACAGCAACGCUUUUGGAAGUAGCCAGCGCCGGGGCAGCAACAUCAGCACCCAACAAAGCCCAAACCCCAACUCCCCUGAGUCGGGUAUUGAGAGACGCCGAACAAUGCUCAGCGCUCUGAACGGCGCUAGCGGUAGAAGCGAAAGCAACGCGAGUGGAUUCUUCAAGGAAAAGUUCACGGCACUUACGUCCAAGCUGAACAAGGACAGUAGGGCAGACCGGGAAGUAUCACCCGCGUCACCGUCGACUGCGCCUGUGCAAGCCAAUAAUGAGGAUAAACGACGGCCGGCGUCGCGAUGGUCAUCAAGGAGCGCGAGCAUGGCCGUGGAUGAUGUCAUCGAGGAGGAUGAAGGAGGCUUUGCCCUUGAGAGGGAGAGGAGCAACAUAGGCGAAGAGAAUACACGUGGCUUGCUGCCUGGACCUAUGAAGGGUUUGAUGAAACCUAGGCAAUGA